Gasterosteus aculeatus aculeatus (three-spined stickleback) is the source of this 3014-nucleotide messenger RNA. RefSeq names its product actin-related protein 2-A. Lineage: Eukaryota; Metazoa; Chordata; Actinopteri; Perciformes; Gasterosteidae. The record is from RefSeq and is a predicted model, not a curated record.
UUCCCUCCUCCUCCUCCUCCUCCUCCUGUCAGCCGGGUCGGUGUGCGUUCGUCCUUCCGGCUUGCCCGAAGAAAGUUGAGGGAGGUCCAGCGGCAACCGGGCUCUCACACAAUGGACAGCCAGGGAAGGAAAGUGGUGGUCUGUGACAACGGGACCGGGUUUGUCAAGUGCGGUUAUGGAGGCUCCAACUUCCCAGAGCACAUCUUCCCUGCGCUCGUGGGGAGGCCCAUCAUUCGCUCGACAGCCAAAGUCGGGAACAUUGAGAUCAAGGACCUGAUGGUGGGCGACGAGGCCAGCGAGCUGCGCUCCAUGCUGGAGGUCAACUACCCGAUGGAGAACGGCAUCGUCAGGAACUGGGACGACAUGAAGCACCUGUGGGACUACACCUUCGGCCCGGAGAAGCUCAAUAUCGACUCCCGCAACUGCAAGAUCCUCCUGACUGAGCCGCCCAUGAACCCCACCAAGAACCGUGAGAAGAUCAUCGAGGUGAUGUUUGAGACCUACCAGUUUUCAGGAGUCUACAUUGCCAUCCAAGCUGUGCUGACUCUCUACGCCCAAGGCCUUCUGACCGGCGUGGUGGUGGACUCGGGGGACGGUGUGACACACAUCUGUCCGGUCUACGAGGGCUUCAGUCUGCCGCAUCUGACGAGGCGGCUGGACAUCGCUGGCAGGGACAUCACCCGCUACCUCAUCAAGCUGCUGUUGCUGAGGGGCUACGCCUUCAACCACUCGGCGGACUUUGAGACUGUGCGCAUGAUGAAGGAGAAGCUGUGCUACGUGGGCUACAACAUCGAGCAGGAGCAGAAGCUGGCGCUGGAGACCACCGUGCUGGUGGAGUCCUACACGCUGCCAGAUGGCCGUUUGAUCAAAGUGGGGGGCGAGCGGUUCGAGGCCCCCGAGGCUCUGUUCCAGCCCCACCUCAUCAACGUGGAGGGCGUCGGAGUGGCCGAGCUCCUCUUCAACACCAUCCAGGCGGCCGACAUAGACACCAGGUCUGAUUUCUACAAGCACAUCGUCCUGUCGGGGGGGUCCACCAUGUACCCCGGCCUGCCGUCUCGGCUGGAGAGGGAGCUGAAGCAGUUGUACCUGGAGCGCGUGCUGAAGGGAGACGUGGACAAGCUUUCGAAAUUCAAGAUCCGGAUCGAGGACCCCCCCAGGCGGAAGCACAUGGUGUUUCUGGGCGGAGCCGUGCUAGCCGACAUCAUGAAGGACAAGGACAACUUCUGGCUGACCCGCGAGGAGUACCAGGAGAAAGGAGUCCGCGUGCUGGAGAAACUCGGAGUCACCGUCAGAUAAAGCAGCGGACGGACACACGCACACACACACGUGUGUACAUUUUAUAUAUAUAUAUAUAUUCAUCCAUCCCUCUUCCCUCGGCUGUGGAUUCAGUGGGAAUCCAGCCGUCUCCUCCUCCUUUCUCCCGGUUUGGGAUCUUCACUGAAACGGCCAAAAGGGUUCACGUUGUCCUGCUGGUGCGUGUUUUCUAUAUCUUUUUGGGGAUAACUCAUGCAGAACGUUUUUCAAAGAAUCUAUCAAGUGGCCGCCGCAACAACAACAACAACAACAACAAUAACUAUCACCUUCUUUCUUUGUUCUUUUUAAUAACAUUUACAAUAACAAUAACGUUAUUUUUUUCCUUAAUUUCUGUUCUGGAGAGGGCUACUUUUUAAAAUUCUGCUUUGACUUUGUGAUUUUUCCAUUGCAAAUGGUAGAAGUGCAGCACGCUCCGAUAGUCGUGGGAACGAGCGCCUCCAUGUCGGUUUGUCUUUUAAAAUGAAGAACUGGUUCAUCUACAAAGGGACAAAUAGACAAAAGGAAGCUUGAGGUUGAGUGUGACGGUACUUUUUUUUUUUUUUGUGUGGGGGGGGGGGGGGGGGGGUAGGUGAUGAUGAUGAUGAUAUUUGUUCAUCAGUCGCCUCGAUCCAUCUGGAUUAACAAACGGUUGAAAUGCCGUUGAUCGUAUUUAAGUCCUCCGGUUCCUCAGGUCACUGGAGGUGCUUCUAUUUUGAGUAUUAAAAACGUGUAUAUUUUUAUUUUUUCCUCUUUCCAUGAACUAAUAUCCGGUGCCAAGAGCAGUUAACGUUAACUGGAUCCGUUUUAACGUCUUUUCUUUUAUCUCACUUGCUUUUAUUUUCCCGUGUUGUUCAGAACUGCCUAACGCUGAUUUAAUAAAGAAAAGGGAUUUAUAAAGUUUGUGUCCUUAAGUUAUACGAGUAAAAUCUCUCGUCAGAAGGCUGCUUUUCAUUUUCAUAGUUGAUUCGUGUUCUUCAUAGUUUGUUCUAGAACUUUUUUAUUCAAUUUUGACAAGUUGACGUUUUCAAAUGACAUUUUGUACUAAUAAUUUUCUCGCUCUCAUUCCAUCUGUAUUUUAGUUUGGAACCUCGUUUCUAUUUCGACUUAAGGAUUGUGGCAAAAGAGCAUAACGUGUCCACUCUAUGGUUUCACUUCAUUCAGUUCUAAAUUUAAAUUGUUGCAAUAAAAAUGAAUCCCACGCGCAAUCUGUGCACAGAUGAGUCUCGUUGCCCGGCAACCGCCACCCACCCAACAGAGAUAAAGCGCGAAGGACCACGUGGUCGCGCAUUAAAAUGCUUGCGGAUGACGAAAUGAAGACGAGUGAGCCGGAAUCAGUGGAUCAUAAAUAGUUGUGUAACAAGUCGUCUUCGUCCGGAGGAACAAAGUCCGGAAAAAAAGAACCGAGACACAAAGUAAAUCCUGAAACCAGCGGCAACGUAGUUUUCCUUUCUUCCGCUGCGGUUUGAGACGCAACGUGAAUAUUAAGACAUUUAAGGAGACGUUUGAAAGAAAAAAACAUAUCAUGAGCACAAAGUUGUGCUCAGAAUUUUGGUAGAAAAUUUUAAUUUGAACUGUUUGAAAUUAAACCGCGUCUUGAAGCAUUUAGUUGCUGUGGAAUGGAUUUUAAUCUUUGCGCCUUAAACAUUUAGGCCGGUAUUGAGUAUUUUUGUUUUGUCUCAUCGUGUUUCUUUUGUCAACAAUAAAAGACAUUAAAUAUUGUA